Drosophila grimshawi is the source of this 670-nucleotide messenger RNA. RefSeq lists its product as uncharacterized. Bases 134 to 670 code for a protein of 178 amino acids. The record is from RefSeq and is a predicted model, not a curated record. The transcript is spliced from 3 exons. Lineage: Eukaryota; Metazoa; Arthropoda; Insecta; Diptera; Drosophilidae.
GUGUGUGUGAUGUAUGUAAUAAUAACGCCUUCAAUGACGUCCAAAUAAUAUUGGAUUGUUAGCUGUCAGUUUGUCAUAUAUAACUAACUAAACAAUCGGAUUAAUAAAAAUACACUAAUAAUAAGUAAACAUUAUGUCUACAAUAAAUCGCCGCAUUAAAGUUAAAUUUCGCAAUGCCGAACCAGAAAUAACAACUUUUAAAAAGCAAGACAGUAUUUUAAAAUGUAUUCGAAGCAGCAGCAAUUUCAAUCCCGAUCACGAUCUCGACCCGGAUCGAGGAGUAAAUGCUCUAAAGAAACCUACAACAAAAUCAACAGUUCAAACAGUAUUAAAACAAUGCUAUAAAUACGAAACCAAUCGAGAUAAAAUGCUCUUUAGAAAUUGGCACUACCAGCAGAGAAAUCGUGCAAAUUAUAAUAUGUUGCUUGGAGUACUCUUCACAUUAUUGUUGUGCCUCAAUUGCUCAACGCAAGCGAUACUCAUGCAGGAGCAGGAUGGAGUUGGAGUAGUAGUAGAUGCUCCGGGUAGUGCCCUAAACAAUACGGGUUAUCGAAAUGGGGCAAUUAUCAAGGCAGCAAAUGCGACAACAGGUUUGAUUGGCAGCAGCUCCUCCUCCUCAUCAUCAUCAUCUGUGGCAGCUCGGCAAGCAGCGGUUAUCUGGAUAAACUAG